AUGAUAGGAAAUAAGUAUAGCAAUAUUAUAAAUAGCAAGCUUAGUGAAAAUCUUGCUUUGAGAGAUAUCAAAACAAACUGGAAAUAAAUUAAGCAAGUUGAUAAUAUAACUAUGUAUUCAACUAUUUAUCAGAACUACUAAGUAAAGCUCACUAAAUUUGAAGGAAAUGCCUCUAUAAAUUUCGAGAAGGCUUCAUAAUAUUUUUUUGACAGCUUAGAUGCUUAGAAGCAAAAUAGAGAAAUGUGUGACUAAUUAAUUAAACUAGAAACGAUCGAUUAAGAUACUAUUGUCAUUUUAUUCUAAACUAAAAGUAAGUUUGUGGUGAGCUCACGUUAUUCAUUAUGUGUGGUACAUAGGAGAAGAUUAAAUAAUAAUGAAAUAAUGAUCACAAGAGACCAAAUUGACGACCAUUAAAACACUCCUAAAAUUGAUGCAAUUAAGGUUGAAGCUAAGUUUGGUGUUAUUUUCUUAAAAAAAAUAAAUGAAAAUACAACACAAAUAGAGAUGUAUCAAUUAUUAGAUCCUAAAGGAAGUAUACCUGUAUCACUUAUUAACUCUAUGCAAGAAAAGUAAUUUGAAGCUCUUCUUAAAGACCUUUAAUCCAUAUAAAAAAUGUGA
Tetrahymena thermophila SB210 is the source of this 618-nucleotide messenger RNA. Its product is annotated as START domain protein. Lineage: Eukaryota; Ciliophora; Oligohymenophorea; Hymenostomatida; Tetrahymenidae. Gene Ontology annotation, molecular function: lipid binding. The transcript has a single exon. The record is from RefSeq and is a predicted model, not a curated record.